Messenger RNA from Tupaia belangeri chinensis (Chinese tree shrew), 381 nucleotides. RefSeq names its product immunoglobulin lambda variable 4-69. The transcript has 2 exons. Lineage: Eukaryota; Metazoa; Chordata; Mammalia; Scandentia; Tupaiidae. The record is from RefSeq and is a predicted model, not a curated record. Bases 1 to 381 code for a protein of 126 amino acids.
AUGGCCAAGACCCCACUCUCCUUCCUCCUUCUCCACUGCGCAGGGUCCCUCUUCCAGCCUGUGCUGACUCGGUUGUCAUCUACAUCUGCCUCCCUGGGAGCCUUGGCCAAGUUCAUCUGCACUCUGAGCAGGGAACACAACACUUUCAGCAUCGAGUGGUUCCAGCAGCAGCCAGGGAAGGCCCCUCGGUAUGUGAUGGAGCUUAACAGUGAUGGAAGCCACAGGAAGGAGGAUGGGAUCCCUGAUCACUUCCUGGGCUCCAGCUUUGGGGCCAACUGCUACUUGAUUUUCUCCAACCUCCAGCCUGAGGAUGAGGCUGACUACAUCAGUGGCAUAUCUCAUAGCAGUAGAGGCCCCAUUCCAGUAAAGCACAGUGAUUGA